Molecule: messenger RNA, 2773 nt
Organism: Paramuricea clavata
Lineage: Eukaryota; Metazoa; Cnidaria; Anthozoa; Malacalcyonacea; Plexauridae
Source: the annotation of a GenBank genome assembly
UUGUUCUUCCUCGUCAGAUCUUGUUUGUGCUUCAACAGUGUUUGAACGAAACAGUUCUGCCUUUUCGGAAAGAAAUCUUUAAUUUUUAACAUUCAAAACCCUUGGAAUUGAUUUGAGAAUGUCUGCCAGGUGUCGCCAGAACUACGAUGCAUCCAGCGAAGCUGAAGUGAACAAGCAAAUCAACCUAGAGUUGCAUGCUAGCUACGUGUAUUCGUCCAUGGUGAGAAACAACGUUGAUUUGAAAAGCUUUAAAAUGCGUUCAAUUUACUAACUCUUCUCUAUUAUAGGCCUACCAUUUUGACCGUGACGACGUUGCACUGGCUGGAUUUCACAAAUAUUUCAAGAAAGCCUCUCAUGAGGAGCGAGAACACGCAGAAAAAGUGAGUUUGUUUUCGUUUCGAUAAGAGGCGUCCAUGUUUGAAUUUUAACUGCGUCAUCGCUGUGGCCAUCAUGAAUUUUAACCUUUUUUGUACAUUUCUUUUGUAGUUUAUGAAGUAUCAAAAUCUACGCGGUGGUCGUAUUGUUUUGAAGGAUAUCAAGGUAGUUAAAACAAGAAAUCAUUGUGAUUAUUGAUCCAAUUUUAUAUAUUUUUCAGUGUUCUACGCGAGCUCUAUAAAAUUACGUAAUUUUUAUAGAAGUGACGUACGUUGAAAAUUUUUCAUUCCACCCAAGUAAUCACUGAAUACAUAAGCUAUCAGAACCACACUAUAAUAUAAAACACAGGAUUACAUGGAACCAAAUGCUUGUACGUUCAUUUUAAAUCGCGAUGUAUAUUCUCGAAGUUGAAGUCGAAUUUAAUAGUUCGCACUUCAACACACCCACCUCAGAUAUGUCAAUCAAUGAAAUCAUUCAUGUUGCCGUGCGAAACAUGAAAUAUAUUAAAAGUGAGUUUGGCAACCAACAAGGGCGCGGCAGGAAACAAAAUUACUUACACUUUCGAGGCAAAACAUACAUGUACAUUACUGAACUUUUAUAAUAAAAGCACUUCAAUUUAUAAAUGAAGAACCCUGAAAUUCCCUGAAGUAGCAAUUGUAGUAAAUUCACAUAAAACACCUCAAAUGAAUGUAAAUAACGUAGCUGUUCGAACAACUACUAGGGCUUACUAGAAUGCUCAAGGGAAUACCAUUUGUAGUCGCCUUUGUCUUAGAGUAAGUUGCUAUUGUUGAUGAGCACGCGUUCUCGUUGACUUUGUAAUUUGCAACUAUUGACAUUUUGGAUGGGCAGAUGGUCAAAAGUAUUAUUCUGUGACGUUUUCAUGAAUUUCACUGUGGCAAAAGGAAUAUAAUUUAAAAUCUUACCAGAAGCUAUGCAACACUUGCUGUUUUCAAAACUGGGUAGGUUUUUAUAGAUAAAAACACCAAUUUGACAUUUUGUGUGGCAACUUGAAUUAUGUAUGGGUCGUGUAGCUUUUGCCUACGACAUUUUUCUACUAGCAUUUUUGCUGACUAUUUUUUUCUGCCAGAUGCAUGUAGACACAGAUGCUCUGCCAUAUUUUUGUGAAUUGUUGAGCAAAACGUCCAGACCUUUUAAAUUUUUAAUGCUUUGCUUGCCAGCAAUGGCUGUGUACCGUUGUAGUAAAAGUUCUCGUGUUUAUCCAAAUCAAAGGCUCCCACCUGAUAAAAUUAGCUUUACCUCCUACUAAAAUGUUUCCAAAAUUUCACCAGAUGUUACCUGGCGAGACUUCCCUGGUACAACUGGCACUCCCUAGUUGUAGAUGUGAUUUAGGAUAAUAGGUGUAGUUUAGCAAACUGGUAGACCCUCGUAAACUGCUGAUCAGGUUAGGGUUGGUUAUGAUACUAAACAUGUGUGUGAGAGUAUGUUAUUUAUGUAGGGUUUGCAAAAUUAUGGAUAUAACAUUUUUAAAGCAGGGUGACAUAAAAUACAACUUAGUGUAUUGAUUCUCUAUUAUGUGUGGCCAUAUACAGUAAUAAUGGAUGUGUCCCCUUGGCUGUGGUAAUCAGUUAAGUAUCCUAAUUGUUUGGUUUAUUAAUUAGAAACCUGAGAAAGAUGAAUGGGGCAGUGGUGCGGAAGCCAUGAAGGCUGCGUUGGCUCUGGAGAAGACCGUGAAUGAAGCAUUGUACAAGUUGCAUGAAGUUGCUGUCACCAACAAGGAUGACGAGGUUGGUUACGUUAGAGUAGAUAUACUUGCACCUUUCAGAUCAUAUUGGUAAAAAUAUAAACAUUAGUUAAAAAAACUAUUAUUCUGAAAGUGUAACACUCAGGGUAGAUAAUGAAUAAAGUCUCACAGCACUAUGCCAUACCUGGUGCAACUGGCACUCUCUAGUUGAUGGACCUGGGACUGCUUUCCUGUGCAUGUGUGUGCCAACCUUGAUGUGCUACUAUUCUGAAGUUAAAUUUUGGCAACGUGAAGUGCUGAUCAUUACCCAGCCAACACAGCAUAAGUUUUAUCUUUAGCGGACACUCUCAAUGUAAUAUAUAGCUUUCCUUCAAAGCUUACCAUUAAUCAGAUGAUGGCAGUAAGAUAAUAUUUAUCAAUUCCUUAUUUUGUCUUUUAGAUGGCUGAUUUUAUUGAAAGCAAUUUCUUGCACGAGCAAACUGAAAGCAUUAAGGAAUUGUCAGGUUACAUUACCACUCUUGAGCGUGUUGGUGAAGGAUUGGGUGUAUACCAAUUUGACAAGCUCACAUUGGGUGAUGACUAAUUUCUUACUUGUUGGUGAACUUCAUGUAGUGAGGAUAAUUAAUUAAAUAGCUGAGUAGCAAUGCUGAUUAGAUCGAGUAAAAGAAAAGGGAAAUAAAAAGCAAUUAAAAAGCA